Molecule: messenger RNA, 1570 nt
Organism: Triticum aestivum (bread wheat)
Lineage: Eukaryota; Viridiplantae; Streptophyta; Magnoliopsida; Poales; Poaceae
Exons: 11
Coding region: 53-1360 (435 amino acids)
Source: RefSeq, a predicted model, not a curated record
CCCUCGCCGCUCUCUCCCCCAAACUGUGCCCUAUCCAUCCCAAUCACCAGCGAUGAUGAAUGUCUCCUGCGUGUUCUCCGGCGAGGUUGAGGGCGAGGCCGGCGACAAGAGCUCCGGCACGGCGGACCAAAAAAACGCCUCCGGCGAGGGGAAUGGCGUGACCGCCUACAAGUUCUCCAGCCUGCCAGAGUAUCCGCGCGUGGCGCGCCUUCGUCAUCGGCGCCUCAUGGGCUACCUCUGGUGCCAAGGCUUCGACGACUCCUACAACGAGUACACGCAUCAUCUUCAUAAACGCUUCUCUUCAAAAGGGCUCAUGAACAAGACGCGCGCGUACAUGGACCUGCCGCACCUGCGCGGCCUCAUCGAGGUCGGCCGGUGGGCCGACGCCGUCGAGUACGUAAACAGGUUCCUGCCGCCGGCCACCACCUGUCACAAGAGCUUUGACGCCAUUGUCUUCCGUCACUUCCUUAUGAUGCUCCACGGGUUCGCCGACGCCGCCGCCGGCAAAGACAGGUUGCUGCCCAAGCACUACCUUCAACUGAACCACAAAAGAACCGUCAGCCACGCCGAACUGAGGCUCCGCUCCAUCAAUUUCAGCAUGUCUGUCGACCGUUUCAGGGCCAGCAUGAACUGGCAGAGAAUGCAGAUAAAGGCAUCGUCUCUUGUCUACACGCUGGCUCAUCGCGUUCCAGAGCUGCGAGGCUGCUUCUCGCUGCCGACCACCGGCUUCAACCCGCGCCAUGUACUUCCCAUUGCUUCCGGUUUGAGGAGUCAGAGGCGUUAUGUGAAGCAGAAAAAUACAGGAUCAGAAAAACAAAAGGCUGUCAUCAGGGCCUUGAAGAGACAGUGUCGACGUCGUCAUAUGACUUCAAAAAUUGAGUCGGUUGACGAAGCAAAGGAAUUGCUGUCGGAUCUCCUUGAUGCAACUAUACGAUCUGGCGUACAAAAGUCAUCCUCUGAUAUGAGCCAUCCACUUGAAAAUGAAGGUGCUCAAUUCUUCCAACCCAUGUCUGGUACCUUGACAGAAGCUAAAACCUCUGGGCCAUUGACAACUGCAGGUGCUCAAUUCCUUCAGCCCAUCCCAGGCACCUUCACAGAAGCUAAAACUUCUGGGCCAUCGACAAAUGCAGGCACGAGUAAGCAUGAGGGCGAAGCAGGUUGUCACAGCAUUACUGCUUGCCAGGAUUCAGAUGGGAGAAAGAAUUCAAGGGAUGAACUUGCAACGGCUGAGCAAGACCGUGAUUCAAAACGGCAACGGUCAAAUGGGGCACCUGGUGAAGCAACACUGGUCAUGCCAGGGUAUUGUGCUGUGGAGAAUUUGAGCGCCAAGCCGAGUGGUGGAGAGGCGGCCGCUCUAUGAAGUACCCAUUCUGCUGGAGCGUUUGGCUAUCUUGUUUUGCUGAUCGUUUUACCUGCUGCUUGAGGCCUGCGAGUCACCUGGAACUUAUGACGAUGUUUCUUUAUGAUGCAACUCUGUUACCAACUACUAGUGCUUGUGUUGGGACUAGUUUCGAUCACUUAUACCACUAAAGUAUGUAAGCUGCUCAGUAAUGGGUGAUGCUAUGGUACU